Messenger RNA from Hippocampus comes (tiger tail seahorse), 3069 nucleotides. It is a transcript of the gene s1pr2, whose product is annotated as sphingosine-1-phosphate receptor 2. Lineage: Eukaryota; Metazoa; Chordata; Actinopteri; Syngnathiformes; Syngnathidae. Bases 450 to 1520 code for a protein of 356 amino acids. Gene Ontology annotation, cellular component: membrane. Gene Ontology annotation, molecular function: sphingosine-1-phosphate receptor activity. The transcript has 2 exons. Gene Ontology annotation, biological process: G protein-coupled receptor signaling pathway. The record is from RefSeq and is a predicted model, not a curated record.
CAGCAGGACGAUCAGUCGUGCUGCGGCAGACGUGCUGCUGGAUCCGAGAAAGCGAGACCGCUGCGGGACACUUUUUGGAAACCUCCAUCGCAACCCUACACUCGAUUGGACUUGCACGGGAGUCCGCUUAACUUUUGGUCCGCUAUGGAUCGUCUACCAGCGCGGACCAGACGGCGCGUCUUGGCACCAAAACGGUCGUGAUUGUCAUCCGCUGGAUCGGAACAGGAGAGCUCGAACUUUUGGUUGUUUUCCCUUGUUGGCGUUCUGCACGUUGGUGACUACAUGUGAGCGCCACUGGGGACCAAGGUCAACUUUUAUCGCUCAUGGGGUGACCCACGUAAGCGCUCCUGAGACGUGAGUGCGGGACAGGCGUUCUCCCUCCCAGCAACCCUCUUGCGUCACCUUCCCGUCUUUGCUGUGAAGCCGCCGCGGUGUGCCAGCUGACCGCCAUGAGGAGCAGAUACUCCCAGUACUACAAUCGGACUCUGAUCCCUUACCACUACGUGUUCGCCAAGAACAUGACCCUCGAGGACCUGGACAAGCGCUACGAGGACAAGAAGUUGCUGACGGACCCCAGCAUCAUCAUCGUGGUGCUGUGCACCAUCAUCAUCCUGGAGAACCUGCUGGUGCUCAUCGCCGUGUGCCGCAACAAGAAGUUCCACUCGGCCAUGUUCUUCUUCAUUGGCAACCUGGCCUUCUCCGACCUCCUGGCCGGCUCGGCUUACAUCGCCAACAUUUUCCUGUCGGGCUCGCGGACCUUCGACCUGGUGCCCGUGCAGUGGUUCAUCCGCGAGGGCACGGCGUUCAUCGCCCUGGCCGCGUCGGUCUUCAGCCUCUUGGCCAUCGCCAUCGAGCGCUACAUCGCCAUCACCAAGGUCAAAGUGUACGGCUCCACCAAGACGUGCCGCAUGUUCCUGCUCAUCGGCGCCUGCUGGGUGACGUCCAUCCUGCUCGGCGGUCUCCCCAUCAUGGGAUGGAACUGCAUCGACAACCUCCCCCAGUGCUCCGCCGUGCUGCCGCUCUACUCCAAGAAGUACAUCCUCUUCGUGGUGACCAUUUUCAGCCUCAUCCUGCUCUCCAUCGUCAUCCUCUACGUGAAGAUCUACUUGAUCGUGCGCUCCAGCCACCAGGAAGCCACAAACUCCCCCGCUUACGCCCUCUUGAAAACGGUCACCAUCGUGCUCGGCGUCUUCAUCAUGUGCUGGCUGCCCGCCUUCACCAUCCUCCUCCUGGAUUCCUCGUGCACCAUCCAGUACUGCCCCAUCCUCCACAAAGCCAACAUCUUCUUCGGCUUCGCCACGCUUAACUCGGCGCUCAACCCGGUCAUCUACACGCUGCGCAGCAAGGAUAUGCGCAAGGAGUUCCUGCGCGUGCUCUGCUGCUGGGGGGUGCUGCAGAGCGGGAGGCCCGCCGAGCGCUGCCUGGUGCCGCUCAAGAGCUCCAGCUCUCUGGAGCACUGCACGCACAAACACGAACACCAGACCACGCCCAUCAUGCAGAACUGCACCACUUGCGUGUGACGGCGGCGAAGAGAAAUCGCACCAGCUCGCAAUCAAACCGUGCCCGUGUUGGGAUGCGAGGCCACUUUUGAACACCGACAAGAAACUCCACUUUGGGGUGCUUGGGAAAUGUGAAACUGUUCAUGGGUACUCUGGUGAAAUCAUAUGGAGUCAUUUUAAUGUAUGCUAGACUGGAUUUACACUGCAUGGUGUGACACAAUUCUGUUUGUUUUUUUUUGGGGGGUGGGGGGGUUGCCCUCAAGUGGUAUAAUUGGGAUUUCAAAUGAAUCAGUCAGGCCAUAAACGCUAUGUCACGUUUAAUAUUUGUACUAUUUAUCGGCCAUGAUUUAGUUCCAUGAUUUGUGUUAUUUCUGUGCAAUUCGGGCACGCAGGCGUUCUGUCAGCCAUACGGGAUCUGUGUCACUAGACAUGUCUGUACAUUAAAAAUCGGAAUUGAGCACUUGGACCUGCAGUGUAAAUCCAGCCUUGGGAAGCCCAAAAAAAAAAAAAAACCAAAAGGAGCGUCUGCAACGCAAAGCUUUGAGCGUUGCACUUUGUAGCUUGUAGGGCGAGCUCCUGACACCCGACGUCCUGGCGAAAUGAAUGCAAAGUCAGAAUCUUGACGAGGCUAUGAUUGUAACACGAACCAAACCAUUGCUACUCCUCUGCAUUGUGUUGUAUUUGAUGAAGAUGACUCCUGUUCGUUUAAAAAAAAAAAAAAAAAAAAAAAAUCCGAAACGAGGAGUUGAAUACAAAACAUAUUAGGCCUUCAUAUUUAGAAACCAUCAGCUCAUAGCAGGGCUAUAUAGUCCCGAUAUAACCUUACUUAAAAUCCAUUUGAGUAACCAUAAUCUGUUUUCUUGUAAUGCAUGGAAGUGUAGCUCAUUACAUGUGUAUGGUGUAUUCCAGUUUCCACCACUAACCCCCCUUUUUCUAUUUUUCCCAGUGCCUUUUUUUUUUUUUUAAGUGCUCAUCUUGUGUAUGUAUCUUAACGGUUUCCUUUAAGGGAAAGCACAUUUUCUCCAGUGGUUCACUUUUGACUGGUUAUUUGUCCUGACAGUGUUGUUUAGCAACGUCUCUGUUUGUGCCAUCAAACUUGGCUGAAUGUAUGCAUGAAGAAGAAGAUGAAGAAGAAGAAGAAGAGGUUUCGGGGCAGAGGGUCCCGUGGUCGACAGUAUUACUGCUCAUCCCGACUCACUGUGAAGUCUUAAAACAAAAGAAAAGAGCAUCCUGGUUUGGUUGUCUGCCAUAUGCCUCGUGUGCAACUCGAGCUUAUUGGGAUCAGAUCUGGUUUCAAACACCCGACCGAGCCUGGGGAGGUUAGCAUCAUCCUCAUUCUUGACAACUUCCUGCCGCCGUAGGAAGUCCUGUUGUGUUGGUUUAUUCGUGCUGUCCGGUUCCUGUUUGUUCAGGAUUAUACUCCCAUUCUUCCCGUGUGUUUUAUUUUUAAUACGAAAGAAUUUGAAAGAAAAAAAAAAAAGUGUUUAUAAAUCACAUUCAUUCACACUCACACAGUCCAGCAGAAAUGGUGAAAAGCACUUUGGCAGCUUCAGUGAUGUCUUUUUUUUUU